Messenger RNA from Metarhizium acridum CQMa 102, 2583 nucleotides. Lineage: Eukaryota; Fungi; Ascomycota; Sordariomycetes; Hypocreales; Clavicipitaceae. The record is from RefSeq and is a predicted model, not a curated record.
AUGGCCGACGCAGAGGAAAAGGCGCGCCAGGAAAAGAUCGCCGCGGCAAGAAAGCGCGUCGAACAAAUGAAGAAAAAGAAGGGCAAAAAGGCUGCCAAGAAAGACGACGCCAAAGAAGAAGACGAAAUCCCCGAAACCGCGUCCCCAAAUGCCGAAGAGCGGGCUGAAUCGUCCGAACUGCCUUCCGCAGAUCCGGCCGAAGACAAAGGAGGGGAAGCCGCCGCAGGCAACGACCGGGCGGUUGAGGACGAAAAGGCAGACAAUCAAUCGCCGUCGACGACUCCAUCGCUGGCACAACAGUCGAAGAUGAGAUCAACAUCGUUCCGUGCUGGUGCGACUGGAACGACUUCUCCAGGCCCGUUCAGCCCCGAUGGUGACACCGCGCCAGAGAUUUACAGGAAGCAGGUCGCUCGCAUCGAGGACUUAGAGAAGGAGAAUAGGAAACUAUCCAAAGAGUUCUCGGACUCGGAAAAACGAUGGAAGAAGGCGGAGGAUGAGCUCGCUGAGCUCCGUGAAGCCGAUGGUGAUUCUUCGGCGAAGGGCAAAGCAAAUAAUGAAACGGAGCAGUUGAAAAGCGAAAUUGCUUCACUUCAACGACAAAACACGCAAUUGCAGCAACAAGUCUCGAGAGGCUCGGGCCAUGGCCAUCGGGCCUCGGUUUCUAUUGCUACCCCCCUUUCAGAGCUGCAGGCCGAACUCGACGCGAAGAAGUCCACCAUAGAGUCCAUGGAAAUUGAAAUCUCCACUUUGAAAGCUCGGGUGCAGCGACAGGAAACUGGCGCUGAAACAGAAAAAGAACAAGUAAAUGCGCUCGAAGACAAGCUUGCUCGGGCCGAAGCGGCUGCAGGCAAGGCACAGCGAGAAUUGCAGGAUGUAAAACGCAAUCUCGAGAGAACAACUGAUAAAGCAGUCCGUGAGGGCAGUGAGCGUUCAAGCGCGGAGGUAAAAGUCAAGACACUUGAACACGAGCUGGAGGAAACAACAAAGGCCAAGUCUGACAUGGAGGUCAAGAUUGAUGCGUUGGAGAAGAAAGUGGCCACACUGACCACCAUCCACAAGGAGCAGGACUCCAGGUCUCAAGCCUUGCGAAAGGACAAGGAGCGUGCCGAAAAGGACGCAAAGGACCUGAAAGCCAAGGUGGAGAAGCUGGAGAGCGAAAACCAGAAACUUCGCAGCCGCAAGUCGGCAGAGGGCGGUGGCGGACUUGAUGAUGAGGGCGUGGACGAGCUUGAGAACGAAGAGCGAUUACGACUUGAAAAGAAGAUUCGAAGUCUUGAACACGAAGUGCACGAACUGCGAAGCGGGGCAUGGAUCGAGAAACGCCGAGAAAUGGAGGCCACCAACACCGGCUUCCAUGACGUGGACCUUUCCGGAGGCUCGAUAGGUCACUCGUCACAAAGAAAACACUCGACCAGUGGUUUCGGUGAGUUCCUCACCAACGGGCUUAAUGCCUUGGCCGGUGGUGGUGUUGGUGGAGGAGGAGCAGGUGCUGAACACGAGCUGAUGGAUGACGACGACUUUGACUUUGACGAGGACGCCUUCCGCAAGGCCCAAGAGGAGGAGUCAAAACAGCGACUGGAGAGGAUCAAAGAGAUCAAGCGAACUCUGAAGCACUGGGAGGGCUGGAGGUUGGACAUUGUCGACAUUAGGAGGGGUGGGGGCGAGGGUAUCGGUGACAUUUUCGACGUGACGCGUCAGAGCCACCUGGCCAGGGAGCUUGGAAUGGCUCAUGUGGACGUGUCGGUGCGGGUAUGGGGAUAUGCAGCUCGUGUUACACCCAUCUUCGAGCUGUUUGGAACGCAUUGUGAACAUGUCCAACACUCUGAUGUGCCGUAUUGCGUGGAAUAUCGAGUUCAAUAUCCCAUGGGGCAAGAAUUCAUCUAUAUGAGACGUCGCUCAUUCCGUGAAAGUGCUCCAACUUCUUUCCUCACAUUCAACACCUUCAACACCUUCAACACCUCCACCAAAAUCUUUCCACAUAUUCAGCAUCAAUCACGCCGUUUCGAGCACAACACCAUGCCGAAGCGGAAAGGCAAGCAGCAGCAACGCGAAACUAGCGCUUCCCCUGUCCGGCCACACCGGGGCGAUGAUGAAAGAGGAAACAGUGAGGUCAUGUCUCCUUACAUAUGGUGUUGGCAAGCCAUUCAAAAGCGUGCCCGAGUUUUUGCUCAAAAAUCAUGUUUUUUGAUAAAAUACAAUUUCAACCGCGAGGACGCUUAUACGGCAGCAUCGUUUGAGGCGUUGCUGGGAGCCUAUUCCGGAACCCAACUUGGAACCCGUCCCGGAGGCCAAAUUGGUGUCGAAGCAACUACGGAGCGCAUGAUACAGUUGUACGCAGUCGCGUACAAAAUUGGCCUUAAGGAUCUUCUGGUGCUUGCUUCAUGCUGGCUGGGUGUAACCCCAUGGAAAAAAUUUAAGCCAUCUGAAGCGUCCCAUGUCGAUGAGCAGUCCGACGAUGAUGAGGAGACGGCAGACGUCUGGGCGGUGGGACUUUAUCGGCUUAAAUUGGCUGGAAUUGCUAAUGCUCUCGAAUUGAUGAAGGAGGAGCUUGCAAAAUCUCAUCAAUCAUCCAAGCAUGUGUGA